GAACGGACUCAAACAAUGCCAAAAACGAUGCCACAAUUGAGGAUAUUUCAAAUACUUGUGCUGCUCGUGCCGCUGUCCUAUGCACAGGAGCCACCGCCGCAGGUCAAUCUGGCCAACGAAAUUCGAGCGCGCCACUGGAGUUACAUGCGACAUGGCCAGAACUGGCGCGGUAUAUGCAACACGGGGCAGGAACAAUCCCCCAUCAGAUUGGAUGCCAAGAAAUCAGUUUUCAUUACGUUGCCGGAUAUUGAGUUCGAGAACUACGACGAAAUACUGCGUUUCCCAGUCAUUUUGCAGAACAAUGGGUACACGGCCCACAUGGAUAUACCGGAAACGAGGAACAACAGGAGACCCUACAUAACGGGCGGCAUGCUCCAGGGUCGCUACAUGGCGGAGAGCCUCCAGUUCCACUGGGGAUCCUCGAUAUGGACCGCGGGGGGUGCCGAGCAUUGGAUCGAGGGGAAACACCACGAUGUGGAGAUGCAAAUUGUUCACAGGAACUUCCGGUACCCAAAUCUCAGCGAAGCCGUCAAGCAUAAGGAUGGUCUCGCCAUACUCGCAGUUAUCUUCCGAAUCGACAGGGGUCCAGGCUACACUGCUCGCGCGCUCAAAAAAAUCACCGAUCAACUGUUGAAAAUUCGACGCUUCAAGGAUCAGACGCUUAUCGAGGAGGACCUCACUUUGAUGGAGCUGUUGGGCGACCUAAACACCAAGAGGUUCUUCACGUACAGCGGCUCCCUGACGACGCCCGACUGCCAGGAGGUGGUCACCUGGACGGUGUUCAGCCAAACCUUGCCCAUAGGCGUCGAUGAGGCGAACAAUUUCUGGAAUCUAACGAGCUUCGGGGGUCAAAAACUAUUGGCCAACUAUCGCUAUGUCCAGAACCUGCAUGACAGGACGGUGUUCAUUAAUUCGAAUCGAUAAUGAAGGAUAUCCCUAUAUGCCUCCCCCCUUUCGAAGGACAGCAAAUACAUAAUAAACUCUACCAAGAGUCAAA
This is a messenger RNA of Drosophila persimilis, 997 nucleotides long. RefSeq names its product putative carbonic anhydrase 3. The coding region runs from base 16 to 924 and encodes 302 amino acids. Gene Ontology annotation, molecular function: carbonate dehydratase activity; zinc ion binding. The record is from RefSeq and is a predicted model, not a curated record. Gene Ontology annotation, cellular component: cytoplasm. Lineage: Eukaryota; Metazoa; Arthropoda; Insecta; Diptera; Drosophilidae. The transcript is spliced from 5 exons.